Molecule: messenger RNA, 6741 nt
Organism: Didymodactylos carnosus
Lineage: Eukaryota; Metazoa; Rotifera; Eurotatoria; Philodinida; Philodinidae
Source: the annotation of a GenBank genome assembly
AUGUUUAUGAUUAUGGAUGAUAAAAUUAGAAAAAAUUUCACAAUUCCAAAAACAUUUGUUGCAGAAAAAGAUUAUUUGAUUCCCGACAAUAAAACAAGUCGAAAUACAAUUGAUUUAUUCAAUGAUAUUAGCUCAUCUUAUCUAGAUCAAUCAUUUGAUUUGAAAAAAAAUGAAAUUGAAAAUAUUUAUUUUUUUCGAAAUCCACAAUUAAACAAACAUUUUACUGAAAAAAAAGCAAGUUUUGACAAAAAUUAUAAAGAAAAGUUUGUUUUUCAAAUACUACCGACGCUAGAUGUCGCACGAAGCAUCGCAUCUAAUGGUAUACGUUGUGAUCAAUUGUCGCUGUUUGUCAAUGACAGAUUAGGUCAAUCGUCACAAGGUGUACAUGUUCUUCGUCAUGCUGAUAUUGCGUUAACUGUAACUGGUUCACAAAAACUAUUUCAAUUUGGCUUACUUAUUUGCAAAGUUGUAUUAUCAAAAGGUUAUUGUACAAUUCCGGAUGUUAAAAAUGCUACAUUAGCUUGUCAACCAAACUAUGAUUAUCAUUAUGGUAAAAGAAAUCCAUCGAAAGAAGAAAGUUGGAAAGAAAAAUAUGCUCAUUCACUAUUAUAUGUUUGUGAAUACAAUUUGACAACCAUGACACACACCCUACAACCACCACAAAUUCUUCCAAUCGCUUGUUUAUGGUAUCAAUUGAAUGAAUCCUUUUUUUGUGAAUUCUCAACUAUCAAGAUUCCACGAUUAAUUCGGGGUUCAUCAUUAAAAAUUGCUCGUACUGCUCAUAAGAAAAUCGCCAGACAUUUUGUAAAUAAAUCGUCCAUAUCAAAUCAAGAGAAAUCAACUAAUAAUGAAACAUCACCCAUUCAGUCCGUAAUUACAAAUCGUACAACACUAUCUGAGAAUAUUAGUAACGGUCGGCGAGAUGUGAUUACAAUCGUUGCUGAAACACAUUCAUCAAAGCAACAACAAACAGUUGUCAAUCAAAGCAAUCCGUUAAAAAAUAUAACAUCUAUAAUACCAAAUUUAACAACAGCAAAUUCAACCGUCGCAACGCCAAUAGUAAUAAAAAAAACACCUGAUAUGUUUUUGAAAUUAGGUUCAUCAUUAAAUCGUUCAAUGAGUAGUUCAGCGAAUCAUCCAUUAAUGAAACAACAAAAUGUUAUGUCACAUUCUUAUAAUGAUGUUAAUGAUGCACUUCAAAAUAACUAUUCUUCAUUAAACUCUAAUGUAAAUAGUAAUAAUACUGAUGUAACAUAUUCUUUAUUUACUCCAGUAUCCUCAGAUUUUUUAACGUCAGAUAAACAAUCUUCGUCAUUCAGUGUUAAUGAGAAACCUCCAUUUCUUCCACCUAAUUUACGUGAUCCACGAAUUCGGCGCGCUAUAACUACAACAAAAAAGCCUUUGUCAUCGUCUUCUACAUUGAAUACCAACGAUUUGAAUUGUAACACAUUAUCAAUUUCACCUGACACAAUUAGUUCACCAUCACCGUCAAUAACUCCAACUGAAGUAACCAAGCAAAUUGUUACAGCAACAGUAACUGUACCGAAAAAAACAAUUUCGAUUAAAUCAUUGUCAAAUGAACAACUUCAUCAUAAGUCUAAAACGAACAGUGUUGUUCAACAGCAACAACAAAUAAUUCGUCAAAAUGACACAUCUCCCACCACACCUGUUACACCUACGACCAUAACAAAUGAUGAUACAGUUUUAAAACAACGUGAUCCUAAUCCAUUGUUUGCCUCGAUAACAUCUUUAGAUGUACCACUAGAAAUGAAUAUAUCAGUUUCUGAUCCACGUUUACAGUCAAAUCGAAAAAAAGUUAUUUAUUGUUUAGAACCACAUGCCGUAAAACAUGCUAUUCAACAGCAACGACGAGUCAGCCUUUAUAAUGCCAAUGCUACAAAUGGUAAUACAAAGUCAGUUUAUCAUCUGAUACCAUUCUUAAUUAAACAAAUAUCAUUCGAUGAAAAUGAAAAUGAAAAUUCAAAUAUAAUAUUAUCGACAACAUCAUCGCUAAUAUCCACUAAACAACGUAAUAGAAAAAAUGAUGGUCUACUAUCUUGUUUACCAACGUCAGCGUCACCCGCUUCGCCAGAAAAACUAGUUGACAAAUGUUAUCCAUUACGCGUGGUUGUUCAAGAUGUAAUAAAUUUUAAUUUUGAUUUUACUAGCAGCAAUGAAAAUUAUAUUGAUUUGAAUAAUGAAACAAAUCAGAAUGCUAUGCGUCUAGUCACAAAUUUUAAUGACAAAAUACAACAAAAUCGAGAAAAAAAUGCCUUAAGACAACGAUUAAAACAAUCAUUGAAAAAGAAACGAGUGCGUAAGAGAAAAACAAAAGUUCAUGUACCGAGUGAACAAUUUGUAGAAAAUGAAAACAAAAAUUUGACCGUAGAACAGCAACAACUUGAAUCAACUAAAAUUGUGGAAAAUGAAGAAAUGUUCACUCCAACAACGAUUACAGUAUCAGAAACAACAGAAAAAAAUCAAAUACCACCAUCACAAUCUAAUGGUAAUAGCAAUUCUGAAGCAAUAGUCAAAGAUACUAGUCGUUCGCAUUAUAUUAAUGGUCUUGAAAUCUUGAAAAAGCAUCGUCGUCAAAAUAUUCAUAUAAAUAUUCCACAAAGUGUUUCUGAUUUUCUAUCCAAAGAAUAUUGUGAGGAAAAACGGCCAUAUGUCAAACGAUUAUUAGCUCGAUUAAUGGGAAUACUUGAUGAAAAAUACGGUCGAACAGCAUCGAACAAUGAAAUUAUAUUACAAAAUGAUAAUCGCAAUCACACAACGAGAGAGAAUAAUGGUUCAGAACAAAUUUUAAACAAUACGACAAUGGUUGACAAUUCAGAUGUAAUUGAUAUGGAAUUAUCGUGUGAAGAUGAUGUCAGACUUGACGAUUGUGAUGAACGUUUUCCACUAAACUCUAGGAAAAUUCAAAAUCCCACUCAUAGUUCAAUAUCGUUUUCAGAUAAUCACAAUAAAAACGAUAGUUCUACUCAAUCUCAACAGUUAUCGCAAACACACCAGAAUACUCAUGAUUUUAAGAAUCCCGUAUUUGAUGAGCGUAUGAAAGAAAUUAUAGAUGGUUUGCGAUCGAUGCAUCAACCUCUCACUCAACAAUUAUCUAGCCAACAAGUAAAUAUUGAAACAACAUCCAUACCUGAACAACAACAAUCAAAAACAGCGGAUGACUUAGUGAGUGCAUUUCUCAUUGAAAGCAGUAGCGAAAAUAGUACACCGAAUAGUAGUCGAAAGCAAAGUUCGAGUGAAAUUAAUAAUCAUAUAUUACAAUAUCAACAACCGAGUAACGAUGCUCUUCUUGAUAUAAUAUCAAAAAUUCCCCAGAAACCAAUUGAAACACACAAGGAAAUGACAAAAAAUGAUUCAACCAAACACAACACACUUGCUGUUAUACUCGAAACCUUUACAAAACCUGAUUCCAAAUUAAACAGUUUGUCUACUCAAAAAUUAAUAUCCUCAAAACCUGUAGAUAAUGUUUCAUUUCGUAAUCAAUCAUCAGAAAGUCGAAGUUUAACACGUGUGAGAACAUAUUCAUCAUCGACAUCGACAUCGACAGACUCUUCGAGCAGUAGCACCAACUCAUCUUCCACAUCGUCUUCUUCAUCACCUCGUCAUCGUCGAUCAAAGCGAAAUAAUCAAAGCAGAAGUACACGAACUCCAUCUCCUCGUCGUCGUUCGUUAAAACGAGCACCUCUUGUUGUUUCGUCACCACCAAAAACUGCCAGUCGUCUUGACUUUUACAACAGACAUGAUAGACCAUCGCAGCCGAUAAAAACAUUGGCAUCUCAGCGGACUGUUACGCCUUUAAAACCACUGAUGAAAUUACCUUUAUCACCGUCGACAAAUCGUCAUCGUCCGUCUGUUUCCUCCUCAUCUCAGCAGCCCAUAAUACCAGCACCGCUUACAUCUGUAGUACCAACUCCAAUUCCCUCUCGUUCAAUGAAUAUAAAUUUAUCACAUAUUAUUUCAGAUAAUUCACCAUCAGUAAUACCCCAAUAUUCAACUACGACAAAUCCCUAUAGUAGUGGACUUGAAUUUCGAAGACGAAUCGAAUCCUAUGACGAUAUAAUUGAUAAUGAUGCUAAUAAAAAUGAUGAUUUCGGUUUAACAGUCGAUUAUAAAAAGAAAACAACUAAAAUAUCCAAGAAACGACAACUUGAACAGUCAAAGAGUUUAGAAGAUGAACAAGAAGCAGUAGACGAAAACAAAGAUGAAGCUGAAAUAAAUAGUCCAACAACAACAACAACAACAACAACAACAAUUAAUGAUACAGAACCAAUUGUGAAAAGAAUUAAAGUGGGUAAUUUUGACGUUACUGAACAAAAACAAGACCAACAACAAGAACAACAACAGCCAGAUUCUACUCUAGAUGAGUCAGACAUCACUGAUGUACAUAAUGAUCAAACAGGAACAAUCAAUAGUAAGGAUAUUAAUGAGAAAGAGAGUAUGAUAAAUGAAAAUGACAAAAUUAAUGAUGACGGACUUCAGUGUUCCUCUGACACUAUUGUGCUCAGUCAAUUACAGAACGACAAUAUUCUUAAUGAUAUUGAUGGUGAUGUACGAGAUAGAGACUAUCGUUUUGAUUUUGACGAUGGGGCAACAUCAAAUCAGCAAUCACAAUUAGACAGUAUUAAAACUCCAACAGAAAAUACGAGUAUUGAUCAACAAAAUGAUCUUGAUGAACGAUUAGACUCUAUCAAUAAUAGUACUAUUGAUAAUGAAAAAGAAAAUGUUAGUGAUUCAAACAGUAGAAGACGCACAAAAUCACGUUCUCAUAGUCAGAGAUCUACUUCAAUUAAAGAUGAGAAAAUAGAUUCAUCACGUUUAUCGUCUACGAGUUCACGUAAUUCAUCUAAAAAUAGUUUUUAUCGUAAUAACAAUCGUCGAAAUUCAAAAAGUCCAACUCAUCAUCAUUCAUCAUCAUAUCAUCGUCAUGACUCUUACACACAUCACCACAGUCCGCAUUCACGUAGUCGAAGUAGUCAAAAAACAAAUUCUUCUAAUUGUUAUCAUCGUCGAUCAACUUCUCGCUCGACACGAUCGUCACGAUCACGUAGUCGUGAUAAAAACCGUAAUAAUGAAUCAUCUCGUCAUUAUGGUGGUCGUUAUUAUCAUACAUCAACGUCCGAUAAAAAAACGACUUCUCACAAUCGUAGUCAUCCAUCGAGAAGGCGACAGCGAACAAAUGCAAAACAUCCACAAGAUAAUCGACGACCACAAAGAGAUCGAAAAAGAAGUCUAAGUUAUGAACGUCAACAUCGGCAUUUUAGACCACUUUCCAAAUCACCACAAGAUCAAGAAAUCCAUUCAUCUUCAUCGUCAUUAUUACCACCUCCGUUAAUGAAAACCGUUUUUAAUAAUAAUGAAAUUCAACCAUCAGUUGAGCAUGAAUUAAAUCGUCCAUGGAUGAAUGGAAGUAUUCAAAAUGAUAAAAAUAUUCAAACGAGAGGUCCACACAGAUUAUUUAAUUACAAUCAUCAACGAAUGAUUAAUCAUCCUAUAAUGAAUAAUCGCUAUAAUGAUAUUCAACAUGAUUAUUAUAAUAAAAUGGAUGUAGUGCCAUCAUCACCCUAUCCACCGCAUCAUUCAUCACAAUCAACACAUGAUAUUUUAAAUGAUAAUCAACAUUUACAUAGAUCAAGAAGUAUAUCACCCACACAUUCAUCUGGAAGAUUGAGAAUUAAUUGUUCAUUUCCAGAACGAAAUUCACUGCAUACACAUGAUUAUGAAUCUAUAUGGAAUAGUAACUCCUACGGGCAUGAUCUCACAACACUUGGUCCUACUAAUUCAUUGAUUGUACCGUCUUAUACUGAACAAUUGUCUCCCUUUGAACGUCAAAUUCGAUUUGUGCCUCAUUCAACAUCCACCCUGCCACAUCCUCCAAAAUUAUUAAUAGAUACCGAAAUAACAAGCAUUGGGUCUUCUCCCUCCUGCUUCUCAAUUCCGACACAUUUUGAUACUUAUCUAAGGUCUUCCUAUGCUGUUAGGGAAAAUCGACAACAGUCAAGUGAAAACAAUCCAGUUGAUUUAAUAACAGAUUCGACCAUAGAAUUAAUUCCAAGUAUUAGUAGUGAUAAGCAUUUGAAUGAAUCCAAAAAUAUAGAUCCGUUGAUACGGGAACAACAUAUUGGAGAUGAUAUUCAAAAUAAAACUGAUACACUAUUGUUGAACAAUGAAAAAGAUAUUGAUACAACAAAUCUAAGUCCAACUCAUCGAACAUCAGCAAUAGCACGGUAUCGUACAACAGGACUUCUUCCAUCUCCGCCACCACAACCCCUUCUUCCAACUCCUGCAUCAUUAACUUCAUCAAAUCAUUACAGUUAUCGUCGUACAUUUCCAGUACAAUCAUCUUCUUCUCGAUUUACUACUCAUGAAGAACUGACUACUAAUAAACAACAAUCGACUGCGCAACACUCAACUAGACUUGGUACCGUGCAACAGAUUCAACAAUUACUGAGUACAUCUAAUGCUAGACAAAUACUACAUACAACUAUACUGCAACAAAUUGCUGGCACAAGGCAACAUGCUCCAACAACGAUUUUAAAUAGUUUACUUCAAGGAAAACAGCAACAGACGACUAGUAAUAACGUGACCUCUACUAGUAGAAGACUGCUUACAAAUACAUCAUCGUCGACGUCAUCAUCAACUACGACAUCUUCAACAUCGGCUCGUUCAUUAAGCGAUCAUGAUGCCGAACAACUUUUAUUAUUGCUACAAAGACUUCGUUCAUAA